AAAAAAAAAAAAAAUAGGCGUAAAAUGACAAACAUCUAAGGUUGUGCCCAACAGUUCGGUUCCUACUUCUUUUUUUGUGUGUUUUUUCUAUCCCGGAAGGGAUCACAUUUUUUUCCCUUUUUUCCCCUUUAUUUUAUCGCUCAAUCUCUAUUUUUUUUACGAUUGAAACCGAGUCAUGGAAAAUGCCAAUUGUAUUGUUAUUUUCGAUAAUACGGCGUUGGCCAAAGUGGUUUAUGCAUCCGAAGGCAUCACUGACGCAUUAGGAUAUACUGUAGAUGAAGUGGUUGGCAUGGAUGGAUAUCAACUUGCCAUGGUGAGCGACAUGGAGAGAAUUUACCGAGUGCACGUCCCUUGUGUGAUGGAUGAAACUAUGGCGACUGUCAUAUUCUACCGAAUGCGCCAUAAAAACGGGCAACCUGUUCACGUACAUUCGACGGUGCACUACUGCUUCGAUUUGUUGGUGGUGGUGGUGUUUGUGGAGACGCCUGGGAAGACUUCGACGCGAUCAAAGAUUCACACCAGUUCGGCCGAUGAUGUGUACACCAUUAACAGCAACCGUAGCAUCAGCCGGAGUGUCAGUCUUGUAGGGACAUGGCGAUCGUCGGAAACCCAGAUCCGUCCAUUGUUGCGCUCGUCGGCCCGUUGGGUGGAUAACCAAGUCGCGCACAAGCAAGAACCUCGAUUUUGCCUCAUUUUGAAUCGGUAUUCGGACCAGCUGCCCAUCAUAUUCGUUUCGCAUCUCGCCGAAAGCUUGAUAUAUACCAGUAACAGUGACCUCGUUGGACGAUCGCUGUUCAGCUUCGUGGCACCGGAAGACCUAGAUAUCGUUCGUAUGCAGAUCGGUAUUGCCAAAAGCAGUGAUAUGGUGGUGCGACUGCGGUUUCACUGGAUUGUCGAUCACACUAACCAGACAUCACUUCCCGUGGAAACCGUCAUCUCAUGUUGCGAUGACGGCAUUGUCAUGGUGGCACGAAUGGCGUGUGUCCUUGCCGAAGCAUCUUGAUGGCCUCCUCCGCUCGCUACCCCAACCUUCUUUACCGGAACACCAGAGUCACAGGACAACCCAAGUGGGUCCACCAGUCACGAUCCGAUCUGCAUGGCAUGGAAUCAUUUUAUCAUUUUUUUUUUCAAAGUUUGCUUCCAUCCCAAUAAUAUUACAAAUAUGCAUUUGUUUUUUUUAUUUUUAUUUUUUUCCCUUUCCUUCUAUCCUUUCUCUUCUCUUGGG
This is a messenger RNA of Radiomyces spectabilis, 1225 nucleotides long. RefSeq lists its product as uncharacterized. The transcript has a single exon. Gene Ontology annotation, molecular function: protein binding. The record is from RefSeq and is a predicted model, not a curated record. The coding region runs from base 176 to 1003 and encodes 275 amino acids. Lineage: Eukaryota; Fungi; Mucoromycota; Mucoromycetes; Mucorales; Radiomycetaceae.